AUGUCGCGAUUAAAAGCACCCACAAACCUCCAUGAACUCGUCAAGACCACCUUUUCCAAAGCCCUCUCUGCAAAUGAGCUUCACUAUUUCUCCACUCAAGUCACCAUCCUUCAUGUCAAUUCCAUUCCCUUCCAACUGCGAUUCUCUCCCUCUCUGGCAAACAAGCCCAAAGGCCCCCCUCCGGAUCCCUCACAGCCGCGCAAGCCGUUUGAUCCCUUUGCCAAUCCUCCAGCCUCGCUCUUCAUCACAGACUUGGGACCAUCUCAUUUCUUAGUAUUGAACAAAUUCGCCGUUGUUCCGGAGCACUUUAUUCUCGCCACAAAGGAGUACAAGCUACAGACUCAUCUGUUAGAAGAAUCCGAUCUCGAAGCCACGCUUGCCUGCAUCGACGCCUAUGAACAGGCCAAGCAAGACGGAACAUCUUCAGCUUCAACUUCACCGGAAAAGGAAUCACAUAAUGAUGGCCUUUUCGCCUUCUUCAAUGGGGGCCAGCACUCUGGAGCAAGCCAACCUCAUAGACACAUUCAGCUCUUGCCCAUCUCCCGGAUGAAGGACGGCCUAGACACCGACUCGUCAUGGGAUGUGCUCGCUCAACAGGCAGAUAAACUAGAAAAGACACCUUUUGUUGCAUUCUCAGAAACCAUCAACACGGAAACUUCCCCGGCACAUCUCCACGCCGCCUAUCUCCGUCUCUACAAAAAGGCGUGUCAAGCAGUUGCUCAGCAUGCAGGAGCCACGAAUUCAGCCUCGGAUGAAAUUCCCACCACUGGAGAAGCAAAUAUCAGCUACAACAUGGCCAUGACAAAAGACACGAUAGUCAUAUGCCCUCGCCUAAGCGAAGGUUCCGAGAUUAAAAGCAGUGAAACAUCCUCGCCGAUUGGAUCCCUCGCACUAAACGGCACUCUCUUAGCAGGGACAGCACUGGUGAAGAGCGAAGCAGAGUGGGAUGCCUUGAAGAAGAGCCCAAGCGAAUUACUUGCCGUACUAAAGAGUAUCGGUGUUCCACGGGAAGAUGUCAUAGAUGAGCAGGUUAAACUAUAG
Trichoderma breve is the source of this 1041-nucleotide messenger RNA. RefSeq names its product ATP adenylyltransferase domain-containing protein. The coding region runs from base 1 to 1041 and encodes 346 amino acids. The record is from RefSeq and is a predicted model, not a curated record. The transcript has 2 exons. Gene Ontology annotation, molecular function: ATP:ADP adenylyltransferase activity; ATP binding. NCBI's taxonomy places the organism in Eukaryota, Fungi, Ascomycota, Sordariomycetes, Hypocreales, Hypocreaceae. Gene Ontology annotation, biological process: nucleotide metabolic process.